Coffea eugenioides is the source of this 1532-nucleotide messenger RNA. Its product is annotated as sorbitol dehydrogenase-like. The transcript has 5 exons. Bases 230 to 1324 code for a protein of 364 amino acids. NCBI's taxonomy places the organism in Eukaryota, Viridiplantae, Streptophyta, Magnoliopsida, Gentianales, Rubiaceae. Gene Ontology annotation, molecular function: oxidoreductase activity, acting on the CH-OH group of donors, NAD or NADP as acceptor; zinc ion binding. The record is from RefSeq and is a predicted model, not a curated record.
AUAUCCUAUUGCCUUUUUCCUCAAUCCUUCUUUUCCUCCGGGGCCCAAAAUUCGUCUGUACUCGGUGCCAUUCGGCCAUCUUGUACUAGUAGCGGCACUGUUUAACGCACCGGACGUCUGCAUCACAGAUACCCUUCGAUUGAUACACCAGCGAUCCAGAUAAACUCUGCUCGCUCCCCUGUAUUCAUUCGGCUUUGGAAGACCAGAGGAGAGGAGAGAGCAGAAGGAAAUGGGCAAGGGUGGUAUGAGUGCUCCAGAGAACCAAGAUGGUGGGGAAGAGAAUAUGGCAGCUUGGCUUGUGGGUCUUAACACCCUCAGGAUUCAGCCUUUCAAGCUCCCUCCUCUUGGACCCCAUGAUGUUAGAGUCCGGAUGAAAGCUGUUGGUAUCUGUGGAAGCGAUGUUCAUUUUCUCAAGACUUUGCAGCUAGCUCAUUUUGUUGUUAAAGAGCCGAUGGUUAUUGGGCACGAGUGUGCUGGGGUCAUUGAAGAAAUUGGUGGUGAAGUUAAGACUCUUGUGCCUGGUGAUCGCGUGGCACUGGAGCCUGGAAUCAGUUGUUGGCGAUGUGAUCAUUGCAGAGGAGGCCGAUAUAAUAUGUGCCCAGAGAUGAAGUUUUUUGCUACUCCGCCUGUUCAUGGUUCUCUUGCGAAUCAGGUCGUGCAUCCCGCAAAUUUGUGCUUCAAAUUACCUGAUAACGUGAGCUUGGAGGAAGGAGCCAUGUGCGAGCCCUUGAGCGUUGGCGUUUACGCUUGCCGCCGCGCCGGAGUUGGUCCCGGGACGCGUGUGUUGGUGAUGGGAGCUGGUCCCAUAGGGCUUGUUGCAAUGCUUGCCGCCCGUGCUUUUGGGGCCUCGAGGGUUGUGAUAGUGGAUGUUGAUGACUACCGUUUGUCGGUUGCCAAACAGCUUGGUGCGGAUGAAACUGUCAAAGUUUCUACCAACAUGCAGGAUGUGUCGGUGGAAGUGGAGCAGAUUCGGAAGGCUAUGGGGGCUGAGAUUGAUGUGAGUCUCGAUUGUGCAGGGUUCAAUAAAACCAUGUCUACAGCCCUUGGUGCCACCCGUGCAGGCGGCAAAGUCGGUCUCGUUGGUUUGGGUCACAAGGAGAUGACUCUUCCUCUAUCCCCUGCUGCUGCGAGGGAGGUCGACAUUAUUGGAAUAUUUCGGUACACGAACACGUGGCCCUUGUGUCUUGAGUUUAUAAGCAGCGGCAAGAUUGACGUGAAGCCCUUGAUAACCCACAGGUUUGGCUUCUCGGAGCAAGAGGUCAAAGAAGCCUUUGAAACCAGCGCUCACGGUGGCACUGCUAUUAAGGUUAUGUUUAACCUCUGAUGGGGAGAGGUGAUGAAGUGGUACUUACUACUUGCUGCUUUUAAAUAAAUAAAAAAAAGGGUAAUGUAAAUUAUGUAAUGUAAAUAGAGAAAAUGCAAGGAAGAUGUUGUACGCAUAAAUAAAUGUGGAAAAAGCAGUGGUAUUUAGUAGUAUUAGUGUGUAUUGGUGUUGCAUGAAUGAAUGAAACUUGUUGAUGUGUUAAAAUGUC